Molecule: messenger RNA, 1343 nt
Organism: Sphaeramia orbicularis (orbiculate cardinalfish)
Lineage: Eukaryota; Metazoa; Chordata; Actinopteri; Kurtiformes; Apogonidae
Product: ankyrin repeat domain-containing protein 10-like
Exons: 6
Coding region: 23-1012 (329 amino acids)
Molecular function (GO): protein binding
Source: RefSeq, a predicted model, not a curated record
GAGCAGUUUGGAGAGUUUCCUCAUGUCUUUGGUUCUACAGCCGGACUUGCCCGCUGAUGAGGCGUUCAAGAGCCGCUUCCCGGUCCACCGCGCCUGCAGGGAUGGAGAUGUAGCCGCGUUGGUGUCACUGUUGGAGCAGCUUUCAAACCAGGCUCAUCUGACGGCGGAGGACUCCUGUUACGGAUGGACCCCCAUCCACUGGGCGGCUCAUUACGGACAGCUGGAGUGUGUGGUCCACCUGGUCCAGAGGGGCUGUGAGGUGAACACGGUGAGCAGCCGCUUCAACCAGACGCCAACUCACACGGCAGCGUUCGGCGGACAUCCUCACUGCGUGGUGUGGCUCAGCCAGGCCGGAGCCGACGUCAACAGCCAGGACUUUACAGGUGAGGCUCCCAUCCAUAAGGCGGCCCGGUCCGGUAGUCUGGAGUGCAUCCAGGUUCUGUUGAUAGCCGGCGCUGAACCACAUGUGAGAAACGCCAGCGGGCAGACGGCUGCAGACCUGGCCCACGCUCAGGGCUUCCACGACUGUUUCCUCUUCAUCUCCAACGCCCAGAACCAGCUCCGGCAGCUGGCUGGGCUCCACGGCGCCCCCUGUGGCCAAAGCCAGCUGAGCAGGAAGAGGCCGCAGAGCGCUGUGGACAACACUCCGACAAAAAAGACAAAGAAAACCAGCGGUGAAGACGCAGAGGGCAUGAGCAUCGAAUCUGGACUGGACUCAGUCGACGACGCCGUCUUUACCAACGGCCACGCUCCCACGCCUCCCAUGGAUCAGAACCGCCCGUCGUCUCCGCCCUCAGCCAACCAGGAGGCCGACAUGUGCGGUUCCCUCCACCGCGGCGGUAGUCCCAGCAGCUGCCUGUCCCAGAGGCCGGCCCGCUGGGGGCCCCGGGGCCCCGAGUGGGGGGACUUCCUGCAUUACGGACACUUCCACGGCUUCGGAGACACGGCCGAGGAGCUGACGGUCCGAGUCCAGACCGAGAACAGACACAUGAAGGCGGCAGUCGACGCCUGAGGGUCCAAGGCCACGCCCACAGCCACAGCUUGACACUCUGGGUAUUAAUUAUCUAUCUGUAAUUUUUGCAUUUCACGAUUCAUCCAAUGGGUGGGAUUGGACCCUUUGGAUGGAAAGUUUGUUUUUUUUAUGCGUCUGAGCUUUAAAACCUGCUGAAAAACAAUGUGUAGGUCAGAAAAUAAAUAGAUAAGAAGUGAAAAAUAGUCAAGUACAAAUACACUAUAUGGACAAAAGUAUGUGGACAUGUUGAAUUCAGGUGUUUCUUUUCUAAUGGGUCUGGGAUACAAAACAAUAAUGACUAAUGUCAGAACAUAGUUUUAUAUUAUGGGAU